AUGCUGAGGUAGCAGCAGCCUCCAGGUCAGGAUGUCUGCUGAGGAAGAGGAGCCUCUGAACGAGAGGAAGAGGGCGAACGAGAUUUGCUACGUUACCGACGAAGACGAGGACAGCGACGAGUGGAUACCUGACCAGCCGCACAGCGCCCCCUUCAGCUCCGACAAUGACACUCAGGAAGGCGACUCGGCCCCGUGGCGGUGCACCCCGCCCCCAUCUACCUCACCUUCGGGGGAGCCCGCGCUCCAUCCGCCCCCGUCCCAGUCCGCGUCCAGGUCCCGCUCCAGGCCGGCCGGCCAAAGGCCCGCCCCCCCCUCUGCCCUGGCAGGGACCAAAAAGAGGAGCUCCAAACCGGCACACAUGAGACGCAACAUCAGGAAGUUACUGCGGGAGCAUCAGUUGGAGUCAGUGACCAAAACCGCCCAGCAGGACGAGUUGGAGAGGAGGCGACGCCUGGAGCAGAACAGCAAACAGGAUUUCCCCGCGCCACGGCUGCCCGAGUACACGACUGGUGAAGUGUCGUCAUCGGCGGCGGCGCAGCAGGAGGCGAAGUCGAUCCGACCGCCAGUGAUCUGCCUGGACUCCAGCAGCACGGGCAUCAGCGAGGACGACCGAGAGAGCAUCGUGUCCGCCUGCGCUACCCCGCAGCGCUCGCACAAAACCGACGUGAUCGACCUGUGCUCGGGCGAGGACGACACCCUCGUCAGCGUCGGCGCCGAGGAAGAAGAGAGCGAGCCGAGCGGCGUGCACGGCGACGACGCCCUUAACCUACCCGACCCCCAGGGCAGGGUGCUGGUCAACUUGGGCCAUCCGGCCGCAGAGAAGGACAUUUUCCUGCUGCCUCAGCUGGCGCGAGCAGUCAAACCUCACCAGAUCGGUGGAAUCCGUUUCCUGUACGACAACCUGGUGGAGUCGGUGGAGCGGUUCGGCAGCAGCGGCGGGUUCGGCUGCAUCCUGGCCCACAGCAUGGGCCUGGGCAAAACGCUGCAGGUCAUCUCCUUCAUCGACGUCCUGUUGAGACACACCCAGGCUCACACCGUCCUCGCCAUCGUACCUGUGAACACGCUUCAGAACUGGCUGUCAGAGUUCAAUAUGUGGGUCCCGCCCCCGGAGGCGUUGCCUCCAGAGACCGACCCGGGACGGGUGACUCCUCGUGCCUUUAAGGUUCACAUCCUCAACGACGAACACAAGAACACAGCGUCCAGGGCCAAGGUGGUGGAGGACUGGGCCCAGGACGGCGGGGUGCUGCUGAUGGGCUACGAGAUGUACCGCCUGCUGUCGCUGAAGAAGAGCUUCGUGGCUGGGAGGAAGAAGAAGGGCAAGAAAACUACAGGACCUGUCGUCAUGGACCUGGACGAAGAGGACAGGCAGCAAGAGCUGCUCAAAGGUAUCGAGCGAGCCUUGGCCCGGCCCGGUCCGGACGUGGUGAUAUGUGACGAAGGUCACCGCAUCAAGAACUGCCACGCCAGCACGUCGCAGGCCCUGAAGAGCAUCCAAACCAGACGCCGCGUGGUCCUGACCGGCUACCCCCUCCAGAACAACCUGAUCGAGUACUGGUGCAUGGUCGACUUUGUCCGACCCGACUUCCUAGGAACGAGGCAGGAGUUCAGCAACAUGUUUGAGCGUCCCAUUCUGAACGGGCAGUGUGUGGACAGCACGCCUCAGGACGUCCAGCUGAUGAGGUACAGGAGCCACGUCCUGCACAGCCUGCUGGAGGGCUUCGUACAGAGGCGAGGUCAUGACGUCCUGAAGGACCACCUUCCCUCGAAAGAGGAGCACGUGAUCCUGGUGCGUCUGUCUCCCCUGCAGAGGGCGCUCUACACAGAGUUCAUGAACCGCUUCAGAGAGGCAGGGAACUCCGGCUGGCUCAGCCUCAACCCACUGAAGGCUUUCUGCGUCUGCUGCAAGAUUUGGAACCAUCCGGACGUGCUGUAUGAGGCCUUACAGAAGGAAAACAUGGCCAGUGACCACGACCUAGACCUCGAUGACAUCACUUCCACAGGUCUCAGCCGAUCUCCAACCGCACCCGGUCAAAAGUCCAAGCCCAUUGAGAACCCCAACCCCAUUGGUGGACUCAGUCUUAACCAGCUGCAGGAGAAAGCCAAUCAGGUCAUCACUUACGAAUGGGCGAAGGACAUCCUGUACGACUACAAGCCGGGCCACCUGGAGAACUCCGCCAAAAUGGUGCUGCUGUUCCAUCUGAUAGAGGAGAGCGUCAGGAAGGGAGACAAGAUCCUCGUCUUCAGUCAGAGUCUGUCAACACUGACCGUGAUUGAGGAUUUUCUGGCUAAGAGACCAGUGCCUCCAUCACCCAACACACCCAGCAGGGACCGACCCAACCAGAACUGGGUCCGCAACCUCAACUACUACAGACUGGACGGAAGCACGCCGGCCUCGGAGAGAGAGCGGCUUAUAAACCUGUUCAACGCUCCGUCCAACACCUCGGCGUGGGUUUUCCUGCUUUCAACUAGGGCUGGCUGUCUGGGCGUGAACCUGAUUGGGGCCAACCGCGUGGUGGUGUUUGACGCCUCCUGGAACCCGUGCCACGACGCCCAGGCCGUGUGUCGCGUCUACCGCUACGGUCAGAGGAAGCGCUGCCACGUCUACCGGCUGGUGUGCGACUUUACGCUGGAGAAGAAGAUCUACGACCGGCAGAUCUCUAAGCAGGGCAUGUCAGACCGGGUGGUGGAUGACCUGAACCCUGUGCUGACCUUCACCAGGAGGGAGGUGGAGUCUCUUCUUCACUUUGUGGAUGAGGAGCCGGACCCCUCGCAGGUGCGACUGCAGUCCCACGACAGCCUGGAGAGCGUCCUCCGGAGGGCUCUGCACCUCUACCCUCAGCUGAUUACCAAGCAACCAUUUCCCCACGAGUCCCUGCUGAUAGACCGCAAAGAGCUUAGGCUGACCAAGGUGGAGAAGAAAGCAGCAAGGAAAGGUUACGAAGAGGAGAAGAGGGCCUCUGUGCCGUACACCCGCCCUUCCUACGCUCACUACUACCCCGCCAGUGACCAGAGCCUCACCAACAUCCCCGCCUUCAGUCAGAGAAACUGGCGUCCACCUGCUCGGUCUGAAGAGAAGCCGGUCACCAGCGUCCGCCCGGUCCAGACGACUCCGGUGCCCAUGGUGCCCCGGCAGGCGUCUGCAGGCUCCGCUCCGAGAGACGACGCAUCAGAAUCCAGCAUCGGAGGCUUUCCUGUCAACUGCCUGCAAAAGGCCGGAGUGUUUGUACAGCGGAUCGUCACCACUUCCGACAUAGUGAUUCCAGGCACCAACAGCUCGACGGACGUCCAGGCCAGGAUCACAGCUGGAGAGAGCAUCCACAUCAUCAGGGGCACCAAAGGGACUUACAUCAGGUCCUCCGAUGGUCGAAUCUUUGCCAUCAGAGCAGCUAAUAAGGCCAAGACUGCUGACGAGAUUACCACAGCGCCACCGAAAGAAUCUCAGGCCCCACCCGAGGAAGUGUCAACCGAUAGCGGUGACGGUUGCCUGUCACCUGACGGGAAGAAGCAGCCCCGCCCCAUUUCCCCCGACAGCCCCGAGAUCAUCAGUGAGUUGCAGCGCUACACGGCUGGCACGGCAGCCGCCGCCGCCUUAGCCUCCGGCGCUCAGCCGGAGACGGCGGCAGAGGGCAACGGGAGCAGCCUGCCUGCCGCCAAGCCGGCCCCGACCGACGGCGGCGGUUUUGCACCCAGAAAACUGAGCCACCACGAUGCCUCUGUGACUAAUGUAAUCCAGCCCACUGUAGCCCAGGACCUGAGGACCGCCUCCAAGCGCAAAGCCUCCCGCCCGUCCCCGGAUGAGCGGCCCAGUAAGCAGCCGUCCACGGGCCCCCGCUCCGCCGCCCCUCUGGCCCCACAAGGCUUCCCCUUCGCCGGGGGCUACGGCCUCCCUUCUCUGGGCCUCAGCCCCGCCAUGCUAGGCGGCACACUGGGGAACCCGCUCUUCAUGGGGGCAGGCUCGCCUUACUUCCAGCCCCCCCACGCUCCACUGAGGACCCCGUACAUGUACCUGGAUCUGUUCGGCUUGACGGCGUCAGCAUGGCUUCUCUCGUCAUCAUCUCUCUCCGCCCCCUCGUCCACAACGACUACUGCGACCGCCGCCUCAUCUUCCUCGGCAUCGGCCAAAGCCGCCAGUUCCGUCCCAGGAGCGCUGCCGCCGUUCAUGCUGAGCCCCAGCAUGGUGGGCAUGGCCGGGAUGCUCAUGCCAGGCUUCCCUUACAGUCAGUCCCUGGCCAGCCUGUACACGGGGUCCAUGCUCCCCGGUGGGCUGCCGUGUCCGGCCGCCACCCCCGGUCCAGCCGGAGCCAGCUUCCUCUCUCAGUACCCUCCCACCGCUGCCUGCAGUUCCUCCUCGUCUUCUCCUUCGUCUUUCUCCCCCUCGGCGCGGUCCGAGGAGCGCCGGGGCGCAGUGCCGGUGAACGGCAGGAACAGCAGCAGCGGCAGCAGUUCCGACGAGGAGGACGAUGAUGUAAUUGAGGUGAGGGGACAGUGAGGGACGAGUGAGAGACAAUCGCCACCGCUGCUCUCUACUGCCUGGGAGAAAACUGUCUGAAUGUCCAGCGUGUCUUCAUCCCCAAAGAGCGUUGAAUCUUAAUGAUGGAAAUCAGAAGAUGAAACUUGAACGAGAAGAAAACGCUGUCCGUCGGGGGAAGAAAGUAAAACUCUGAAGACUCAGAGCAUUCAAGUUACUGUCAAAUACAAGCAUUGAAAUAUGACUUAGAUCUGCUGAGUUUGGGCCUGCAGUGACGUUGUGGCGUUAGAGACUAGUUGUGCAGCUUUGCUAAAUGUGGACCUUUUUUCCAACUAAUUAAUAAGAUGACGUAGUUUGAGUUGCAGUUAAAUAUCAGUAACUGAAAUGGUAUUGUUAGUCAGUUGUUGAAUAUUGCUACUAUUUCUUCAAACGGGGAAAAUAAAAGGUAAAAAGAUCAAACAGAACUUAUAAAAAGCAUUUUAAUAGAACUUAACGAUUCACUGCCAGGACAGGGGUAUUGUAUGUUUUUGUUAAAGUGUGAUCAUCUUAGAUUGUAGAAGAGGCUUUUUUUGAGGCUGAAGUUAAAGACAAUUACUGAAACCUCAAAUUUCAAAUGAAAGAAUGUAUGCUUAAUCAAAUGCCUUCAAAACCGGGCCUUUUUCAAAUAGACUUUCUAUUUAAGUAUCAGACGAGGGAAGAUCUGAUUUUUCUUUUCUUUUCUUUUUUUGCAUUUUAUAAAAUACACCGAAAAACCGUUGCCUAAAAGCAGCCAGGUGAAAAUGAGGAAAAAAAAACCCUGUUCUUGUGAGGUGUCCUCCUCGUAGCGGAGAAAACACCAACAGAAAAUGCCUUUUUGCCUCCAUCUUUCUGAAUGUUAACUGUGAGGGAGGAGAGUCUCACCCGCAGUCUUACUGUAGCGAAAAGCGAUGCAAAACACUCACUCAAGCCUAUAUACCGUCUGUGUCCGUGGAACCCGGAGGAAUUACUCCUGCAAACCGCGGUUUUGGUUACGCUUGCGUCGUCGCUGUGUCCGCGUGUCGUGUUCUUGAGGGUUACAAAAGGAAUCGUUUAAAGGAAACAAAUAUUUAAUCUCUUUUGUGCGGUUUUGUACCUUCUUUUUUUUCUCGGUAAAUGACACCACCUCUGCUCUUGUGUUGUUAUUUCCGAUGUCUCAUCUCAUUUCGCUGAACCCAAACUGUUUUUAGUUGGGGGGGGGGGGGGGUCUUUGGAAGAGGGACGGUGCAGCUUUGCCAACAUUGAGAAAUGCACAAGCACAUUGGGGACCUGCAUCGAGGAGGAUCGUGUCUUAAGAGACCAAACCGUGCAGAGCAGAUUUGAACUGCGGCGUGGCUUCUGCAGCCUCCUCGCGGUGCACAUACAAACAUACACAGCACAUAUGCGCCCCGCUGCACCACCUGGCAGGGUAACACGGUACCGCACUGUAAAAGAGACACAAUAUCUGUAGACCGCUUCACGGGAACAAGUUCCCUUUUUGAUUAACCAUAAUCGUUCUGAUUGAUCCCUUCUGAUCACACAAACUGAUCUGCUAUGGUCGGCGCUGUCUGUGUCUGUGUGUCCCAAAUAGCUUUAACAACCCACCAGCUCUCCGGUUGAACAAGAUCAUUCAUCUUCAUGUAAAAAACUGAUCAUUUCCUGUUGAUUUUCUUCCAAUUAAGUUUUGGCUUACUUAUGUAAGACUUUUGUUGACUUCUUUUUACAAAAUUUGAAAUUACCAAAUGUAUUUAUUGAUGACGGUGCAUAUUUAUUCAUUUUUAUUUUUGUACUGUUCUUUUUUUCGCUGCAUUUCUUUAGCUUGUUUGUCAUAGUUGUAUUCUCAUAUUACUGGUGUUGUUACUACAGAUGGAAAUCCCUGCGGUUUCUUGUGAUUUAAAAAAAAAAAAAUGUUAUUCCAUUUUUUUGCCGUAGCUAUCUGCCAGUUCGACCCAGCACAUGUGGACCAAUCGAUAAAUGUGUCACUGUGCACAUUAAAAGAGGGGGUAGCAUUUGUAAGAAGGCUAAAUUAAUGACCAUAUUCCAUUUGUGACAAGUCUGAUCAGCUCUUGAUGAUUAUUAUUAUUAUUAAAAGGACGUUGGGAACAAGAUGAUAUUAAUGUGAUAACGAGCAGUCUGCUUAAAAACCUUCUUCAUCUGUACGAGCUCAGAUUCCUUCGUUGGAAUAUCGAGCCUGUUCCCCAGUUUAGUUCAGUUUGGUUGCUAAUUUAAAAACAACGCGAGCCAUUGGUGUGCAUGUAAACAAACUCAUUCCCCAGUUAGGGGUCAGAAAAUGAAGCAGUCAAACCAAUCACCGUCGAAAGAGAAAGAAAAUAAUGAUAUUGAGUGUUUUUCUGUUUUUUCUGCACCAUAUCACCAGAAAUGUCCAUGUGUGUCGAUGGAGAACAGCGAGCUUCUUCAGUGUUUGUUUGUGGGCUCUUUAUUUGACUGGCUGAUCUUUUAUUUCACAGCUUUCUACUUGAAUUUACAUAUUUAUUUAUACAAAUCAAUUCGGUCGGACAAGCAGAGCAAACUGUCUGAAUUCCAUUUUAGCCGAGUAGAUUAAAGCCGAUCUCUUUGAGGAACGGCUGCUGUCAAAGCCUGUCGUGUACAACGUGUAUGACCGUGGAUUACUUUGAGAUCCUUUUUUUUGCUUAUUGAAGUUUGUAAAUAAAAAGAAACCUGUUCCAAAUGAUA
Molecule: messenger RNA, 7156 nt
Organism: Gasterosteus aculeatus aculeatus (three-spined stickleback)
Lineage: Eukaryota; Metazoa; Chordata; Actinopteri; Perciformes; Gasterosteidae
Source: RefSeq, a predicted model, not a curated record